AGAGGAGCAUGAAUGGAGCAAAAUGGCGGAUCAUGUGCAGAGCCUGGCCCAACUAGAGAAUCUGUGCAAACAGCUUUAUGAGACAACAGACACAACCACUCGACUCCAGGCAGAGAAAGCCUUGGUUGAAUUCACCAAUAGCCCUGAUUGCCUGAGCAAGUGCCAGCUACUCCUAGAAAGAGGAAGUUCCUCUUACUCCCAGUUACUGGCAGCUACAUGCCUUACAAAGCUUGUAUCACGUACAAACAACCCUCUACCAUUGGAGCAACACAUAGAUAUUCGGAACUAUGUCCUCAACUACCUUGCCACUCGGCCAAAGUUGGCUACUUUUGUGACACAAGCACUUAUUCAGUUAUAUGCCAGAAUCACAAAACUGGGCGGGUUUGACUGUCAGAAGGAUGACUACGUCUUCAGAAAUGCAAUCACAGACGUCACAAGGUUCUUACAGGAUAGUGUUGAGUACUGCAUCAUUGGCGUCACAAUUUUAUCUCAGCUAACCAAUGAAAGUAAUCAAGCCGACACCACGCAUCCUUUAACCAAGCACAGAAAAAUAGCCUCUUCUUUCUGAGAUUCAUCGUUAUUUGAUAUCUUCACACUUUCCUGCAAUUUACUAAAACAGGCUUCAGGAAAGAAUCUAAACUUGAAUGAUGAAAGUCAGCAUGGCUUACUCAUGCAACUGCUCAAACUCACUCAUAACUGCCUAAACUUUGAUUUCAUCGGCACUUCUACUGAUGAGUCCUCAGAUGACCUGUGCACAGUACAGAUUCCCACCGGCUGGAGAUCAGCGUUCUUAGAUUCUUCAACUCUGCAGCUGUUUUUUGACCUGUAUCAUUCCAUCCCUCCUUCAUUUUCACCUCUGGUACUAUCCUGCUUAGUACAGAUUGCCUCAGUCAGAAGAUCCCUGUUUAACAAUGCAGAGAGGGCCAAGUUUCUCUCACAUCUUGUUGAUGGUGUUAAGCGAAUACUGGAAAACCCACAGAGCUUAUCAGACCCAAACAAUUACCAUGAGUUUUGCAGACUGCUGGCCCGAUUGAAGAGUAACUAUCAACUGGGAGAAUUAGUAAAGGUGGAAAACUACCCUGAGGUCAUCCGAUUGAUAGCUAACUUCACAGUGACCAGCCUACAGCACUGGGAAUUUGCCCCAAAUAGUGUGCACUAUCUCCUGAGCCUUUGGCAACGGCUGGCAGCCUCUGUGCCAUACGUGAAAGCCACAGAGCCCCACAUGCUGGAAACUUAUACUCCUGAGGUCACCAAAGCCUAUAUCACAUCCCGUUUGGAAUCUGUGCACAUCAUCCUGAGGGAUGGCCUGGAAGACCCUCUGGAGGAUACCGGCCUGGUGCAGCAGCAGCUGGACCAGCUGUCCACCAUCGGGCAUUGUGAGUAUGAGAAGACAUGUGCACUCCUCGUGCAGUUGUUUGACCAGUUCGCCCAGUCCUAUCAGGAGCUGCUGCAGAGUGCUAGUGCCAGCCCGAUGGAUAUCGUGGUGCAGGAAGGAUGGCUGACGUGGCUGGUUUACAUCAUUGGCGCAGUGAUCGGUGGCCAGGUUUCCUUUGCCAGCACUGACGAGCAAGAUGCUAUGGAUGGCGAGCUCGUCUGUCGGGUGCUCUAGCUGAUGAACCUAACAGAUUCUCGCCUGGCUCAAGCGGGUAAUGAGAAGCUAGAAUUGGCCAUGCUGAGCUUUUUUGAACAGUUUCGUAAGAUCUACAUUGGGGACCAGGUGCAAAAAUCCUCUAAGCUGUACUGCCGAUUCUCAGAAGUUCUGUGCUUGAAUGAUGAGACCAUGGUCCUGAGCGUCUUCAUAGGAAAAAUCAUCACCAACCUGAAGUACUGGGGCCGCUGUGAACCGAUCACUUCUAAGACACUACAGCUUCUCAAUGACCUCUCCAUUGGAUAUACUUUUUCCAAGCUGGCUUCUCUGCACAGCAGGAACUGUGGCUUGCCACAUUCUUAG
Molecule: messenger RNA, 1951 nt
Organism: Mustela lutreola (European mink)
Lineage: Eukaryota; Metazoa; Chordata; Mammalia; Carnivora; Mustelidae
Product: exportin-7-like
Exons: 1
Biological process (GO): protein export from nucleus
Cellular component (GO): nuclear pore; cytoplasm
Molecular function (GO): nuclear export signal receptor activity; small GTPase binding
Source: RefSeq, a predicted model, not a curated record